Molecule: messenger RNA, 1065 nt
Organism: Eimeria maxima
Lineage: Eukaryota; Apicomplexa; Conoidasida; Eucoccidiorida; Eimeriidae
Product: kelch motif domain-containing protein, putative
Exons: 5
Coding region: 1-1065 (354 amino acids)
Source: RefSeq, a predicted model, not a curated record
AUGGGGUUAAUGACUCAGAAAACAUUUGCCUACUUCGACACCAAAGGCCGGCUAGUGAAGCUGCGUCUGGAGGAUCUUCCAGAAGCGAAUCGCACCGCCCUAACGCUCCCAGAUGCACCCCUUGAACAGGACUCACCAGACCGCCAGCAAAAUGUCGAUGGGGGUCUCUCUAGGUGCGGCGGCGAGAGCAGCACAGACACAAGCACAGCUGCGUGCGAUGUCCCUGAGGAGUUUGCGCCUGGCUGUGUAGUGGAACCCACCAAGCCCAUCCUGCCCAGGGACCCCACUGAAGGGGAGUCGCAGAAGCCAGACAACAAGGUUGCUGAUGGAGCGCAAACUCUGGUUUCAGCUGGGCCAUUUGCCGGGCCACAGGCCCCUUCAGUGUUUUCUGCUGAUGUACCACUCCCACGACUUCAUGGAAUGAUUUGCAUGCGAGGUUCCACUCUGAUUCUAAUGGGGGGCCUAAUGGAGCUGGGGAGUAAGGAAAUUACUUUGGAUGACUGCUGGAGCCUUAACCUGAAUAAGAGAGACCGGUGGGUACGUGUCCUGGAGGGCACUAUGCAUGAACAAGAAUGGCAAGGAGCAGAGAGCGAAGCUGAAGGCAGCGACGAAAGCGACAGUGAGGAUGACAGCGAAUCCAGUGAAUCGGGAAGCUCUGAAAGUGGUGGGCUCGACGAAGAAAUAUCAAGUUCGGAUGAAGGAUCGAAACGAAUAACCAACAAAGAACGGAAACGGUGUCGUGUUAGGGAGGAAAUGCAGCAACUGCGGGAACGAUUCGGCCUUGACAACCCCAUGGAGACCCCUGCAGAGGGCGAGUCCCUGCGUGACUUUUUCGAGAGGACAAGAGAAUAUUGGGUUGGAAAAGCAUGUGCUGCAGGAUGCUGCGCGAAGACCAAUAAGGAAAUGACGCGAGAAGCAUUUGAGGCAGCUUCCGCUCGCGUAUCCGCCAUCCGAGAUGCACUGCGCCGAAUUGAUGAAUUACAGCGUUUAGAUGGCCGUCAGUCGGAGGAGGACGACUCCCGUUUAAAUGGCAACAGAACGGAACCCUCAUCUAGGCAUCGUUAG